Messenger RNA from Metarhizium brunneum ARSEF 3297, 1248 nucleotides. RefSeq lists its product as uncharacterized. The record is from RefSeq and is a predicted model, not a curated record. Lineage: Eukaryota; Fungi; Ascomycota; Sordariomycetes; Hypocreales; Clavicipitaceae.
AUGGCGGUGACCGUUGCCAUUGUCGGGACUUGUGACACCAAGUUGGCCGAGCUGCUGUUUCUUCGCGACGAGAUUGGUAAACAUCCCGAGGUCAAGACCCUCCUUAUAGACGUCGGUCGCAAGCCCGUCGCCCACGAUGCCGUCGACGUCUGCGUAUCAGACAUGCUGCUCAAGCACGCGGGAGGGGCCGAGGACACUGAGCGAACACGCGGGCAAUUUAUUGAAACGGUAUCCGACUGCACAACCAAGUUGAUACGGGACAUGUUCACCAAGGGCUCCAUCGAUGGCGUCAUCUCGGCAGGAGGAUCUGGCGGCACCGCCUUGGCUUCGGCCGUGAUGCGCCAAGCGCUUCCCAUCGGAUUCCCCAAGUUCAUCGUGUCGACGAUUGCCAGCGGCGAUACAGGUCCCAUCAUCGGCGAGACCGACAUCACCUUGAUGUACUCUGUCGUCGAUGUUGCUGGUCUGAAUCAAGUACUCCGCGACAUUUUGGCCAAUGCCGCCGCCGCCAUCGCUGGAGCCGCGUCUUCGUACUCGAUGCGAAGAGAGCAGCGACCACGGGAAUCGCCCGCCAAGAAGCGAGUCGCCAUCACCAUGUUUGGGGUCACGACGCCGGGGGUAGAUGCCAUAAGAAGGUUUUUGGAAUCCCGCUUUCCGAUUGAAACGUACGUCUUUCACGCGACGGGCCACGGGGGGAGGGCCAUGGAGCGCCUCAUUCGCAAUGGCCAAAUAGAUGCCGUGAUUGAUCUCACAACUACCGAGAUUUGCGAUUUCAUCAUGGGAGGGCAAAUGUCUGCUGGAGACGAGAGGCUUGACGCCGCCAUAGAAGCGGGAAUUCCCAACAUCGUAUCACUCGGCGCCUUGGACAUGGCCAACUUUGGCCCAAAGGCAUCCGUGCCGGCCAAAUACCAGCAUCGAAGGCAGGUAGAGCACAACCCCAUCGUGACGCUUGUUCGAUCAUCCGAGAGCGACUGCAGGUCCAUUGCAGAGUUUAUUUGCGACAAGUUGAAAGCGUCAAAAAACACCGCCUUGACCCAGGUUUGGAUUCCUAAAGGUGGUGUGAGCAUGCUGGCUGUUCCCGGCGGCCCCUUUUACGAUGAAGCCGCAGACGCUGCCCUGUUUGACACCAUCAAGGCCAAUUUAGCGCAGACGGGAAUCAAGGUGGUGGAGGAGCCGGGACAUGUUAAUGAUUUGCAAUUCGCGACACAUGUGGCCGAGGCUCUCGUAGAGAUGAUGCAAUUAGCUCAUUAA